Mangifera indica (mango) is the source of this 4302-nucleotide messenger RNA. RefSeq names its product MDIS1-interacting receptor like kinase 2-like. The record is from RefSeq and is a predicted model, not a curated record. Gene Ontology annotation, molecular function: protein kinase activity; ATP binding; protein binding. The transcript is spliced from 2 exons. Gene Ontology annotation, cellular component: plasma membrane. Gene Ontology annotation, biological process: hormone-mediated signaling pathway; protein phosphorylation. Lineage: Eukaryota; Viridiplantae; Streptophyta; Magnoliopsida; Sapindales; Anacardiaceae. The coding region runs from base 71 to 3172 and encodes 1033 amino acids.
CCCCGAUUUCUUGAAUUAUUUUUGUAUUGGAGUUCUGAAGUAGCCUUACUCUGCAGAAAUUGAAUAAACAAUGGCCUUGUCGAGCUUGGAGAGAGCAAUCUCAUUUGUCUGCAUGAUUCUGUUUGUUGUGUUUCAGUUUUCUCAGAAUGUUGCUUCAGAUUCUGCUGAAGAAGCAGAAGCUCUUCUGAAAUGGAAAGCAAGUCUGCCAAACCAGAACAACUCUCUCCUGUCUUCCUGGACUGGUUCUCCUGCUAAUACCGCCAACUAUUCUACUCAUUGCACCGAUUGGUCUGGAAUUUUUUGCAACCAGGAUGGAAGAAUCGAUAAAUUCAACCUGUCUCUCUCAGAUUUAAAAGGUACUCUUGAUGAAUUAUCCUUCUUAUCAUUUCCCUUUCUUGAAUUCAUCGAUUUUGGUGUAAAUCAACUGUUUGGUCUUAUCCCAGCACAAAUAUGUAAUCUUUCAAAAUUAAAGUACCUUGAUUUGUCAGUGAAUCUGUUUCAUGGGAAAAUUCCCCAGGAAAUUGGCCUAUUAAGAAAUCUAGAGACCCUCCACUUGAACAAUAAUCAGUUAAAUGGCUCAAUCCCACAGGAAUUAGGCCAAUUGACUACCCUUAAGGAUCUUACCAUGUCUAGUAACCAUUUGGAUGGUUCAAUUCCUGCUUCUUUGGGUAAUUUGAGCAACUUAGGUAGAUUCUAUCUUUAUAAUAAUUCACUUUCAGGUUCAAUUCCUCCAGAGAUUGGAAACCUCUCUAAUCUAGUUGAACUUGAUGUGAGUACCAAUAGUUUAUCCGGUUCAAUCUCUUCACGUUUUGAAAAUCUAAGAAACCUGAGUCACCUCUACAUGUACGAAAACAAGCUUUCUGGUGUCAUUCCUAGAGAAAUAGGGAACAUUGAAUCUCUUUAUGAAUUAAGCCUUUAUUCUAAUCAUUUUUUGGGUUCAAUUCCAAGGUCAAUAGGUGGUCUGAAAAACCUAAUCUGGCUUCAGUUGUAUAAUAAUAAACUUUCUGGAUCAAUUCCUUAUGAAAUAGGAAAUCUAAAGUCUCUUAUGUAUCUUGAGUUGAGUGAAAAUCAGCUUAGUGGCCAUAUUCCUCCUACUUUUGCUAAUUUGAGUAAUUUAGAAACUCUGUAUCUUCGAAACAACUCUCUUUCUGGUCCAAUUCCUGAAGAAAUUGGAAAUUUAAAGAAGUUGGUUCUUUUGUCACUGGAUAACAACCACUUCACUGGUUCUUUACCCCAUAAUAUUUGUCAAAGUGGUUCACUUGAGAACUUUGCAGUAAAUGGUAACAACUUUGAAGGUCCGAUUCCGAAAGGCUUGAGAAAUUGCACAAGCCUGAAGAGACUCCGCCUGGAAAAAAAUGAAUUUGUUGGUAAUAUAUCAGAAGAUUUUGGGAUCUACCCACAACUGCAAUACAUAGAUCUCAGUCAAAAUAAAUUCCACGGUGAAAUCUCAUCUAACUGGGCAAAGUGUGCAAAAUUAGGCACCCUAAAGAUUGCUGCUAAUGAUAUCAGUGGCAGCAUACCAGCUAAGCUAGGUAACUUGACUCAACUAGGUAGACUAGAUCUUUCUUCGAAUCUGCUGGUUGGAGAGAUGCCGAAAGAACUUGGAAAUUUGAGUCUGCUAGAGGAGCUGAUUUUGAAUGGGAAUAAACUUUCUGGCAGCAUACCUCUGGAAAUUGGAUCUCUUUCAGAUAUUACCCGUCUUGACUUGUCGGCAAACAGGUUGAGCAAUUCAAUCCCUGGAAAUAUAGGGAACUUGUUGAAAGUCUAUUACUUGAAUUUGAGCAACAAUCAGCUUAGCCAAGAAAUUCCAACUCAGUUGGGCAAGCUAAGUCAACUUUCAGAGCUAGAUUUGAGUCAGAACUUACUCAGGGGAAACAUACCUUCUCAAUUAUCUGAUUUGGAAGUUUUGCAGAAGCUGAAUCUCUCCCACAAUAACCUCUCUGGGUUCAUUCCAGGAGAAUUUGAAAACAUGCUAGCCCUGACUAGUAUUGACAUUUCCUACAACGACUUGGAGGGUCCAAUUCCAAACUCCACAGCCUUUCGAAAUGCUUCCAUAGGAGCAUUACAAGGGAACAAAUAUUUGUGCGGUGAUUUUAUCGGAUUGCAACCUUGCAAAAGUUCAAGAGCUUUCAACUCAGGCAAACACAGAUUGAGCAAAAGAUUGUUGACCAUCCUGGCAAUUCUGUUCCCAGUUUUAGCAGCACUUGUUUUUUCAGUUGUGCUGAUCCAAAUUCUCAGAACUUCCUGGAGAAGGAAGAGAGACUCCAAAGAAGUAGAAAGCGGUGAAAACUACGGAGAGGUCUUGUCAAUUUCAAUUUUUGAUGGGAAAAAGAUGUAUGAAGAAGUCGUGAAAGGAACAAAUGAUUUCAGUUCAGAAUAUUGCAUUGGGAAAGGAGGUCAAGGAAGAGUUUAUAAAGCAGAACUUUCGGGAAACACUGUAGCAGUCAAGAAAAUUCAUGUUUUGCAUACCAGUAUUGCAGAUCAGAAAGAGUUCUUAAACGAAAUUCAAGCUCUAACAGCGAUAAGGCAUCAAAAUAUUGUAAAAUUUUUUGGUUUUUGUUCACAUCCUAGACACUCAUUCUUAGUCUACAAGUACCUGGAAAGGGGCAACUUGGCCUCAAUCCUGAGCAAUGAAAACACAGCGGUUGAGCUAGACUGGAGCAAGAGACUGAAAGUCAUAAAAGGAGUGGCUGAUGGGUUAUCUUACUUGCACAACAACUGCUACCCACCAAUCGUCCAUCGCAACAUAUCGAGCAAGAACAUCCUGUUGGAUUCGGAAUAUGAAGCUCAGAUUGCAGACUUUGGAACAGCCAAGCUUCUUAACCCAGACUCAUCCAAUUGGACCGAGCUUGCAGGCACAUGUGGAUAUGUUGCACCAGAGCUUGCUUAUACAAUGAAGGUGACAGAGAAAUGUGACGUCUAUAGCUUUGGUGUGUUGGCAAUGGAAGUGAUCCAGGGGAAGCAUCCAAGUGAUUUUCUCUCCCAUUCUUUAGGUUCAUCUGCCAAGUUGAAAAUGGAGCUUGGUGAUAUGUUGGAUCCGAGGCUUCCAUUUCCACUCCUGGAAGUUCAGAACAAACUGGUUUCCAUCAAGGAGAUGACCCUAUUAUGCUUGAAUGUAAAUCCAGAGUCUAGACCCACCAUGCAUACUGUGGCUCAAUUACUCUGCAGCUAAAUCAAUUCCUUCCUCCAGUAUCACACCAGGUUAAUUCUUAGUGGAUAAAAGCUAGAAAUGUUAAAGGGUUUGGCCGGUUGGCCCAACAAAUAAAAUUAUUAAUCUUUUUUAAAUUAAAAAUUUUAAAAAAAGUAUAAUAUAACAAGUGGAUGUGUUAAAGGUCCACAGAGAUGAUCCAGAGGCUCUGAGUUGUAAGCUGGGCUUUGCCAUACUGCAGGCUGGUACGACUGUCAUUUUGGGGCCAUAAUCCCACACGGCCUGUGAACACUUGGUAUUUAAACAAUUAUAGUCUGUCUGGCUUUAUUCUAACAGAAGUAGGAAACCUUAACAAAAAAAAAAUCCUGAAAAUCCCUGUUGAUUUAGAGUUGAGCCAAAAUCAACUCAGUGGUUCUGUUCCUCAUUCCUUCAAAAAUCUGAGCAGUUUAAAGGUCUGCUCCUUCCUAAUAACAAUCUUUCCGGUACCAUUCACCAGGAAAUUGGAUAUAGACCAUAACCGCUUCACUGGUUCUUUACCCUAUUAUAUUUGUCAAAGUGGUUCACUUGAAAACUUUACAGUGAAUGGCAACCACUUCGAAGGCUGUUAGAGCUCAGGUAUACGUAAAGAAAAUUAGGAGCAAAAACACCAAUCCAAAUGAACAAGCUGUGAAAAUGCUAAAUAGCUCUAGCAAUGGGAGUACAGGUGGCAAAGGUGAGGAUUCAACAAGUGGCAGCUUUUUAGAAAUGAUACAAAUAGCAGAUCAAGGCGGAAAACCUACAGGUGACAGCAUUUCAGAAAUGACACAAGCUGCAGUACAUCAGCAAGAAAAGAGGGAUGUGCAGAAAAAAGAGGGAACCACGGUUAUAUUGGCUGAUGAGCCGGCAAAUCAAGAUUGGAGGAGCAACAGUGGGGAGAAAGAAAAGAAAAAGGGCCUGGAGAGUAUGGAGAAGGCAGAGAAGUCAUUUGUAGAAGAAGAAGAAGAUUGGGGAGAGAACCAGCCUCUCGGAAGCUGGAAAUGGAUCUGGGUUAUUUAUGUUGGUUUUAGUUUGUCUUUUGUAAUCGUUCUGACUUAUGUUCUGUGAAAAAUGAUGUUGAAGAUACCAGUUAUGAGUUGUGUUCUUGGUAUAAUGUCUGUUUUGUUUUGGAUUUAGCA